Molecule: messenger RNA, 888 nt
Organism: Cucurbitaria berberidis CBS 394.84
Lineage: Eukaryota; Fungi; Ascomycota; Dothideomycetes; Pleosporales; Cucurbitariaceae
Exons: 1
Coding region: 1-888 (295 amino acids)
Molecular function (GO): oxidoreductase activity
Source: RefSeq, a predicted model, not a curated record
AUGACGACCUCAAGCUUUGUACACAUCGACACCGCGUCUUAUGACAGCAAACCAUGGUCCAAGGUCGACGGCCCUGGCAACAACUUCGCUCAAAAGAGGCAUGAGCGAGAAGUGUUCAAUCUGCGAGGAAGAGAGCACGAAUUCACAACCGACAACUCGGGCUUCGAAGUACACAAGUACCCAGCGAAUGAAAAGCUAUUCAUCGAUGACACAGCCGUAAGAGAAGGCUACUACCGGGAAGUCGAAAACAUGCUUCGCGACAAGAUUCAAGGGAUCAAGAAAGUAGUCAUCUUCGACCACACUAUCCGUCGGAGAAUCAAGGACUCCCCACGUCAACCCGUUCAGCAAGUCCACGUUGAUCAGACCCCUGCUGCGGCUGAAGCCCGUGUGCGGCGCCAUCUGCCCAAAGAAGAAGCAGACGAACUAGUUAAAGGCCGAUACCAGAUCAUCAACGUCUGGAGACCCAUUGAGAACCCUGCAUCCGAUAGUCCCUUGGCGGUGAUAGACUGGCGCAGUACCUCUCCAGAGGACUUUAUUGCGACAGACCUUCUUUACCCGAAGCGUGCAGAUUCUGCGGACAUUGAUGACCGUGGCAAAGAAGUUCUCCCCGAUCCCAACAACUAUACCUCAACUGCAGGGUACGAAGUCAGAGGCGAAACCAUGGCCGUAGCACCGAGCGAGAGGCACAAGUUCUACUACCAAAAGGAUAUGACCCCCGAGGAAGUGCUCCUACUUAAGUGCUUUGACAGCUAUGGAGAGGGCAUGCCAAAUGGGAGGAAAGGCCUCGCAGUGAGGACGCCACAUACCGCUUUUAGCGACCCGAACACGCCUGAAGAUGCCCCCGGACGGCAGAGUAUCGAGGUCAGAUGUUUGGUCUUCUACGAGUAG